AUGCGUCUCUUGUCCUCCCCCCACUGCCCGCACCCCACGCUGCCCGCACCCCACACUGCCCGCACCCCACGCUGCCCUCACCCCACACCCCACACUGCCCGCACCCCACGCUGCCCUCACCCCACACUGCCCGCACCCCACGCUGCCCUCACCCCACGCUGCCCGCACCCCACGCUGCCCGCACCCCACGCUGCCCGCACCCCACGCUGCCCGCACCCUACGCUGCCCGCACCCCACGCUGCCCGCACCCCACGCUGCCCUCACCCCACGCUGCCCGCACCCCACGCUGCCCGCACCCCACACUGCCCGUACCCCACGCUGCCCGCACUCCAUGCUGCCCGCACCCCACACUGCCCGUACCCCACGCUGCCCGCACUCCAUGCUGCCCGCACCCCACACUGCCCGUACCCCACGCUGCCCGCACUCCAUGCUGCCCGCACCCCACACUGCCCGUACCCCACGCUGCCCGCACUCCAUGCUGCCCGCACCACACUAUACUGUACUGCUUCUAGGUGCUAUAAUAAAUAG
Procambarus clarkii (red swamp crayfish) is the source of this 528-nucleotide messenger RNA. NCBI's taxonomy places the organism in Eukaryota, Metazoa, Arthropoda, Malacostraca, Decapoda, Cambaridae. The record is from RefSeq and is a predicted model, not a curated record.